Molecule: messenger RNA, 1794 nt
Organism: Cavenderia fasciculata
Lineage: Eukaryota; Evosea; Eumycetozoa; Acytosteliales; Cavenderiaceae
Exons: 1
Coding region: 1-1794 (597 amino acids)
Biological process (GO): negative regulation of DNA-templated transcription
Cellular component (GO): nucleus
Molecular function (GO): metal ion binding; RNA binding
Source: RefSeq, a predicted model, not a curated record
AUGUCUGCUCAGAAACCAGGUAGCAUUGCUGCAAAGCAAGCUGCCAGGAAAAAGAAGACAGUAAAGCAAAAACCUGCUUCAUUGGUUUCACAACCAACAGCAGUAGAACAAACCAACAACGACAAUAACAACAAUGGCAGUUCUCCUCCUCAACCUCCUCUUCAAUCUUCUCCCGAUGCUGCAUCAUCAAAACAACAAGAUAGACAAUCAAAGUCACAGCACAAGUCUACAACUCGUCCAGAGUCUCCUACUCAGUCUCAAUCUACUACCGCCGCCGCCGCCGCCGCUGUGACCGAUACCGUAGUCUCUGACAAUAAAGAAAGAAAGAGAAAGAAACCAGUGUACAAUGAAAAGAUGAUGGUUUGUAGCUUCUACCAACUCGGUAAAUGUACAAAGGGUGAUGACUGUACCUUUAUCCAUCAAGGUAAUCCAGUUGUAGUACAAGUAUCUCAACCACAACAAACCAUUCCCACCCCCACCGUCACUGCUAAUACUAGCAACGGUAACAGCAACAUCAAUGCUGCUAUCCCUGACAAAAAGAAAAAGGAUAAACCAUGUAGAUUUUUCAAGACUGGUACUUGCUCCAAGGGUGAUGAUUGUCCAUACACACAUAUUGAAGAACAACCAGUGCCUGUACCACCACCAAAAGUAAAGGACAUCGACAAAAAGAGAAAGGAAAAAGAAAAGGAAACUUGUAAAUUCUAUAAUGGUAAAGCUGGUUCAUGUUCCAGGGGUAACGAUUGUCCAUACUCUCACGAUCUCUAUAAGCCAGUAGUUGUACAACCGGCUGUAGUUGUACCACCACCAAAAGUAAAUGACACCAACAAAAAGAGAAAGGAAAAGGAAAAUGAACCAUGUAAAUUCUAUAAUGGUAAAGCUGGUUCAUGUUCUAGGGGUAACGAUUGUCCAUACUCUCACGAUCUCUACCAGCCAAUCAAAGUAGAACAAGUUGAAGUUGAAGAACCAGUCUUUACCGAUGACUUUACCACCGACUUUGUAUGGGAGCCAUGUAAAUUCUUCAAGGCUGGCUAUUGCUCCAAAGGUGAUGAUUGCCCAUUUGCACAUAAUCUAAAGGAGAUACCAUGUAAAUAUUUUAACAGACCAUCUGGUUGUGCCAACACUACUGAAUGCCCCUAUGGACAUUUCUAUUCUCAACAACAACAAUCAACAACUACAUCAACUUCAACACCUUCCAAAAAGUUGAAUGAAACCUCUUCACCAUCCUCUUCAUUUGCAACAAAGAAUGAUAAUACUAGUAAUAGUAGUGGUUAUAAUAAUAAUGGUACCAAAAAGGAUCAAAAGGAAAAGUUUGUACCUGUUCCUCCACCUUUACCUUUUCCAGUUUCUAAUGCACCAGUUUCUACACCAUCCUACACCUCCUCAUCUUCUCAAACAAAGAUUAACAAACCCAAAACUACUACUACUACUACCAAUUCCAAAACUAGUCCCUAUACCAAACCUGUUAAUGGAAAGGUAAAGGUAUCUGUUGCUGCCCUAACUAUUGAAUCUGAAGAAGAAUUAUCUGAAGAAGAGGAAGAAGAAGAAGAAGAAUCUACUACUACUACUAGAAAAGAAAAUGUUGCAAAGAAUGCACAAUCUCAAUCUUCAAAUCCAUCAAAAAAGAAAAAGAACAAAAAGAAGAAGAAACAACAAAUCAAACAAAAGCAACAACAACAAUCUGAAAAAGGACAAGAAAAAGAAAAAAGGCUGCACCCCAACAACAACAACAACAGAAAAAGAAGAAGCAAGAACCUGCUGCUGCCUCUUGGUCCUCCAAUUCAACCAAAAAGUUGA